Molecule: messenger RNA, 761 nt
Organism: Varanus komodoensis (Komodo dragon)
Lineage: Eukaryota; Metazoa; Chordata; Lepidosauria; Squamata; Varanidae
Gene: CUNH16orf46
Product: chromosome unknown C16orf46 homolog
Exons: 4
Coding region: 114-761 (215 amino acids)
Source: RefSeq, a predicted model, not a curated record
CCGCCCGCCUCUCGCCGCCCCCGCAUCUCCCUGGUGUCCUCCAGAUCUUGAUCCAAGGGGAGGAGGCAGCAGGGAUUCCCUGGUUUAGAGCAGGAAAGACUUCAGCCGCCGCCAUGCUUCGGGCAGAAGACGUGCAGCUUGCAGAUUUAGCAACUGUAAUGACUUCCUCUGGACAGAACCAAAGUGAAAUCCAUUCCGAAAGAGCUGCUACAAAUACAAGAAGUGUGGACAUAGAGUCAUACUGCACCUACCCAAAUGAGAGGCGGGAAAGGAAUCAGAUCUAUACUCUUCUGAGCAUUAGUAGCAGUGUAAAUGAGCGAGAGGAAAGGCCCUUGGAGUGUGUUAGUGGAACAGGAUGGGAAGAAGCUGUCCAAAGCUGGAGCAAAGCAGCCCCCUUUGCUUAUCUUCAGUUACAAAAGAGAGCAAGAAAAACAAGGACAAGUGAGUCUGUUGGUGGAUGCCUUUAUUGCUUAGAUCUGAUGCAAGUUGUCGACAAAGGUUUGGAGCAAGACCCCAAGACUAUAGAUCAAUUGAAAUCUGAUUGCAAAUUUAGUACAAAUGUUAUCACAGAUAGUGUUCCGGAAAAACAAGAACUCUAUUCUAAUACAAACAUAAACACUUCUUCUGCAACAGAUGACACUACAAAUGAAAAUUGUUAUGCUGGUUCAGUUCAGAUGCUGAUCAUUCAGGCUGAUGGAGCAAGCGGCGAGGGGGCCCAGGAGCCUGGCUGUGUGCAAGAAAAACCAGCGAUGCUCGUGUGA